Messenger RNA from Mya arenaria, 597 nucleotides. RefSeq names its product short-chain collagen C4-like. Lineage: Eukaryota; Metazoa; Mollusca; Bivalvia; Myida; Myidae. The transcript is spliced from 2 exons. The record is from RefSeq and is a predicted model, not a curated record. The coding region runs from base 1 to 597 and encodes 198 amino acids.
AUGUCACACAUGAAAUUUUCCAUUCCAGGCGCUGUGUAUGUAAGAUGGGGACGAACUACAUGCCCAGCAAAUGGAACUGAUCUAGUUUACACGAGAUACACUGCAGGGAAUUUUUACAGUCAAGAUGGUGCCGCCGACUACCUUUGUCUGACAUCAGAACCUAUCUGGGGAGUUUAUGACGAUACUCUUCAUACAUAUUCGGCCAAGAUCUAUGGCACUGAGUAUGAGUUUGGUGGUGAAGGAUACCCGGACGGAGGUGCCCAGUUCUUUGGCAAAAAUAUUCAAAACCAUGACGCUUCCUGUGCAGUAUGCAUCACUUCUCGACGAGCCACCGUCAUGAUCCCAGGCAGGAACCAGUGUUACCCCGGGUGGACAAAGGAAUACUCUGGCUAUCUCGUCUCUGGUUUGUCUGGUACCCAAGGUCACGCAUCGUCUUCCAACUACGCAUGCCUAGAUGCAGAAGCUGAAUAUGAAAAUUCCGACUUUGAAAACAGAAACGGGAAGUUGAUGUAUCUUGUUGAGGCAGUAUGUGGGUCUCUUCCUUGUCCACCCUAUGUGAAUUAUCGUGAAAUAACGUGUGUUGUUUGCAGCAAAUAA